CUGUGGACAGGGGCAAAACUGCCAAAUUCAUAUUCUGGUCAGCCAGCUGAGCUUGUCUGUCUGUUACCAUGCUGUGUGUCUGCUCUCUCUGUUCACUCAUGUACCUUACACGUUCUAAGUUCUUUGAAAUGAAAGCUUAAUGCUGUUCUGGGUAGCUGUUACUAAAGAUUCAUUAGCUGAUGGAACUGUAGGGCUUUUGCAGUAAUUCAUGCAGUAAGGGGACUUGUACAGCCAGUCCUCAUUUUGGUAAAAUCUUCCCAGGUUCAUUUUGUAUAUUUUCUUCCUUUUUUUCUCUUCCCUCUGUCUUUUCGGAGAGGCCAUUUCCUUUUUUAUGUUAGUGAGAACACUGCUUCUUUUAGGUUUCCAAACACAUAAUUCCAGGAAAAUUCAUUUUUUCAGUUAAGAUGCUUAUGAUUUUUACUGUUUAAAACCAGGAAGGUAGCUAGCUUUUAAAUCCUACAGUGAUAGGUUAAUUGGUUGUAAUGCGCAUUGCAUCGUUUUUUGUUUUAAAAAGCACAUUGCAUAGCUUGAUUUUGUUUUGUAACAAAGCAAAGAAUAAGCUUGAGAAUAAAUACUGUCGAUUAUUAUUGUUAGUAAACACUGCACAGGCACCUCACUGAUUGAUUUAAGGAAAUAGCCAAACAUGUGGACAUUGCUGUCCUCUGUCCUGGCAUACAGAAGCAUGGCAAGACUGGUACACAGCUUGCCUUCCUGUAGCCAGUGUUUAAGAAAUUCAGGGUCUACAGAGAAUAAGUUUUCCUGAAUUUGAGACAUGAGGGUCACUCUUCUCAAUGCUUGUUUAAUUUGAAAAUUGGUUUCCUAGUCAUCUUUGGGAAGCAAAAACCCACAAUCCCCCUUUUUCAGCCUCUGCUUUCAGCUGCUGCCAGCAGCCACCCCCUUGCCUCCCGCUCGCUCUUGCCCGUCUUAUAGAGACUCAGAGAGUAAAUGUAGAGUUAAUUGGUUUAAGUAGUGCUUUGAGCUUCUUCUAAAAGAUAAGAAGAAGAAACAAGAGUUAGACUUGCUGGAGUUGAACUACUCUUGGGUAUGGGUAGGAAAAACUCCUAGGUCGAAAUAAAUGACACACAAUGAAGUAUAAAUAGCUGUUGCUAGGAACCAAACAAUGGAGUUGCCUCUGCUUGUGCACAGCAUGUCUUACUGCCGGUUUUUAUAAAAAUCGAUACCAGUGGAAUUUUUAGGAUGCAUUUCUGGAGACUCAUUGAAGGGAACUUAAAUUUCUUAAAUCAUUAAUUUUUUAAAAGUUUGAGAAUUAUCUAUCAUUUAAGUCAAGUUCAAGUGUCAAGCUCCUAAUAAUACCAUAAAUUUAAAACAUUUUUGCGUACUUGAGAAACUAGGAAAGUAGAGGAAAACAGAAUAGGAGAAAUAAAAAGAUGUCACAACAGCAAUGGGAUUAAGGCACAUAGAAAGCAAGGAUUAAAAAUAUAAAAACAGAGGAAGAGAAUCAUCAACAGGAACCACAAAAUAGAGUUGUGAUGGUUACAUAAAGUACAGAUUCUUUUCCUAACAAUUCUGACUAUGCUUUCGAUUUAUACAGGUGUAAUAGUAUAAUGACAAAACAGCAUAGACCCUGGAGUGAGAAAUACUUGAGUUCAAAUCCUACAUGCACCAUUUACCAGGUCUGUGAUCCUGGACAAGCUUACUCCUCUGAGCCUUAACUUCCUCAUUUGUACAAUGAGGAGAAACAAUACCUACUUCAUAGUGAUUUUAUUAAGAUGCCUUGUUAAUGCCAGUUUCUCAUCUCUCUUCUUGCUUUUUUCGUAUUUCUUUUUCCUUCUGUUUAAAUUUAAAUUUUAAAAUCCCGCAUAUAUUUACAAAAUAGAAGUGUUAUAUAUCUUAUUGUUUUGUUAAAUUUGUUGAUAUAAAGAGGUAGAGGAGAGAAACUUUAUAUUUAAAACACUCCACAGAAAUAAUUGGAUGAUAAAAUUAAUGUCUCACUGUAGUUGCACUGAACUGGGUUUUGCUUUAUAUCUCAACAGACUAAAUAUUUCUACUCAUUUAAUAGAUUCUACUCAUCUAAUAGGUAGGGUUGAGGCUAAAAUAAUGUAUGUAGACAUUAAGGACAAUUUGCUGCUUCAAAGUUAGUGACAUUGAAAGGAUUAGAUCUGGAUUUAAUUAGAAUGGAAUAAAUAAAAAUUAUAGAAAGGCACUUUUAAAAUUUGGAGUCAUAUAAAAAUAACUUGGUUCUCUUUGCAAAAUUGAACUCCCAAAAUUCAGUAUGUCACUGAUCCUGCCUGCAGAUGAACAACAGUGUUCAGCUCAUCAGAUUUGUAGAAUUUAACUUUGGGACAAGCUCCUGGUUACUUUAUCUGCUUUUAAAUAUUGGGUCCUGCAUCGUUUACAUUAAUCCAUGGAAGUUAAUUGAGAUGGCAGCAGUUGUUCAAAUACUUUUGGUUAAUGUUUUACUCUAAAAUACCCUGGAGUCUAAUUAGAUUUGUGCUGUUUUGUCAAAAGAGACAAAUAUAUAAAUGACUAUUAAUAAUCCCUAAUAGUUUAUACUUCAUGUUUUAAAGGACACUUGUUAAAAAUAUUUAUCAUAUUUUAUAUCAACAGUGGUUUUCUACUCAUUUUUGGAAAACUUGUUUUUGGGUUGUUUGAAAAAGCAACCUUUAGAAUUUUUUUAAAUGUCUGAAUUAUAAGUUUCUGGGUAAUGAAGGAGGGAUAAAUUUGGGUUCAUUUAACUUUUUAAUCACAUAGACACAAGCUUGGGCUCUAUAUGUCUGAUAUGUGUCCACUCUCAGGGCUUGGAAGGCUACUCUGCUUCUCAAAUAGUUGCUUGCUUGCUUCCUUAUAUUGGGAUGUUUUAGAAUCUUGUAAUUGUUUACAGUGCUAGUUGGCUGAAAUUAUUAUGAGGGGAAAACAGCCUUUAUUAGCAAACGCUGUAGGAUUCAAGAAUUGAUGGGAUGCCUUAACAAGAAAAUUUAGCAAUACCUUUUGAAAAUUUAAAAGAGGAAAAAGUUCUAACUGCUGACCACCUGUGAACAGUUGUCAUCACAGUGCAGAGAAUUGUGUGGAUAAUAAAGCAUAUCAUCUCACAGCUUUGUUGAUGCUUAUAUAAGCUUUUUGAUAGAUACCAGCCAGUAUAUGUGGUUGGAGAAUUUAAUUAUUUUCUUCUCUAGGAGAGAACAGCAAUAAAUGUCAUGAAUUCCCCUGAACAAAUUCAAAAUAGAAAAUUCUCCUUAGACUAGUUUCUUUUGUCAAAGCAGCAAUAGGAAAUCUCAACUUUUAACUUGUCUACAAACGGCUUCAAACAUUCUCUGAUUACACUCAACAUACAUGAGCUUUCAAUUUCUGGAUCUACAGCUAAGAAGAGUAUUACAAACCACUCUGACAUGACAACUGAAGAGUUGAUAAUUAUGAAUUUUCAGGAAAAAUCAAAUAAAUUGAGAUGAUUUAAUUCAGAUAAGUGUUUUAAUGUGGGUCAUUAUUGAGAUAAAUGAAUCAUAAUUCUAAUGCUACUAGCUAGUUAUGUUCCAUAUUUAUCACAGGCAAAUGGUAGCAAAUGGAUUUUAAGAGGAAAAAAUGAUAUUUGAUAUAAAGGACUCUCUAAUGGUGAAAAAUAAGAUACUACAGAAAGAAAACCAAGUUGUGUGUUAAUUACUUUGACUAAAACUGCCCUAACAGACAACCCUCAAUCGCAGUGUUUUAACCAUUCAAAGUGCAUUUCUUGCUCAAAACGCAGUCCAGUGUGGGCAGGACAACUAUCCCAGGCAGCUGUCCUCCAAGAAGUGACCUGGGGACCUGGGCUCCUGUCAUUGUGUGGCUCAACCAGGAGUGUCAAGGGAGUGGGGAGGAGUUACAGACUUGGGGGGCCACAUUUCCAGUUCUGCCACAGACUGGCUAAUAGCCGAGAUGAAGUACAUGAAAGCUUAUGGUAGAUGGCCCAGCCAGCAAUGCAGUAAAUUAACAUACUGUACUGGGAUGUGUCUGUAGUAGCUUUGAGAAGAAAAUGAACAUUUGUCUGAAAUAUUAUGAAUAAUCCAACCUGGAAAUACAUCGAGAUUAAAUAAAUCACUUUACCAAAGCACCAGAGCUUUUUUAAAUGAUGGAAGUUAUGCAUACUCUACCUGUACUGUCCACUACCCACAUAUGGCUGCUUAAAUUUAAAAUAAUUAAAAUGAAAUAAAUUGUUUUAAAAAUUCAGUUCCUCAGUCACAUUAGCCACAUUUCAACUACUCAGCAGCCACAUGUGGCUAGUGGCUGCUGCAAUGAAUGUUUCCAUUUCUGCCCUCACAGAAAGCUCUGGACAACGCUACUCAGUGCUUUGCUCCUCUCGCUCCUGCCUUGCAGGCCCUGUCUCUUACAACCCAAUUCCUGUGCCAUUUUUUAAAGAAAGGCACUUGAUCCCAUCAGCUAAUGAUAAUUUCUUCUCUCCUGUAUAUUCCCAGUAACUGUAUCUGUACCGUUCUAUGGCAUUUCACCUUAUGCUAGUGUAAUAUAGAGCUGCACUGUCUUUGCUAUUAGCCCCAUAAUAUUUCUUGGAGAAAGAAUUGUUGUCAGGCCUGUUUGUCCCCCUCAUCCCCCAAUAUCCUGCAUCUCAUAGACACAUUAUUAUUAUGCAUAAGUAUUUAAAGAGUAUUAAUGCCCUUCUCUGCCUUCUUAAACAGAAUAUAAUAAUUGGAAUUAUCACCUUCAGAUAUAAUUUAUAAUUCCAUUAUAAAUUAAUGGCUUACCCCAAAUGUAAUGCCAUGGUGCCCCGAAGGCACUGUUAAGGUAUGUAAGAUUGUUGUCCAUGCACAGAAUGAUUGCUGGGUCAUUACUAGAUUACUCAAAUUGUUAUUUAUUGUUUGAUUUUUAUCAUCUGCCACUUCAGGCUGCUCUUCCUUUUCUGAUUGCUGCUUCUAAUCUUUAAAAAUAAAAUAGACAAUUAAAAUAAAUGGUUAAAACGUAUAGAAGGUAUUACAAAGCACAUGAAUUUUGCAACGUCUAUUUUGAUUUCUUUUGGAAUGUCUUCUUUGUUUUCUGCCGACAUUCUACUAAUUAAAAGUGUUGUACAAGUGAGCUGCCACUAAAUUAAUGUUUUUUAAAGGAGUGGGGCACAGUGGCUCACACCUAUAAUCCCAGCACUUUUGGGAGUCUGAGGCAGGAGGAUCACUUGAGCCCAGGAGUUUAAGACCAGCCUAGGCAACAUAGCAAGACUCCGUCUCUACAAAAAAAAAAAAAUAAUAAGCCAGGUGUGCUGGCUUAUGCCUGUAGGCUUACCUACUUAGGAAGCUGAGAUGCAGGGAUCCCUUGAACCCAGGAGUUUGAGGCUGCAGUAAGCUGUGAUCAUGCCACUGCACUCCAGCCUGGGUGACAGAACAAGACCCCUGUAUCAAAAAGUAAAUUUGAAAAGAUAUGAGAUAUGGUUCUUAUACAAUAGGAAUGAAAAAGUAAAAGAUAUCUCUUCACAGACAUUAUUCAGUAUUUUUAAAAGGUGCAUACUACUAUUGAGAUGAAGUUAUAUAAUUUUUUAUUAGAAAUAAUUAUAUUUAGCAGAAGUUUGAGUGCUUUCACAUAGCACAAUGCCAGUUAUGUUAAACUUCUGUAAGCCCCUACAUUCAGGGAGCUGAUAGCCUAAAGAAUGAGAAACUAAAUGGUAGUAGAAGUUAAAACACACCCACAUACACGAGAUAACAGAAAAAAAGCUAUAUAUGCUUUGGUCCAAGUAAGCAAGCAUUACAGACUGGGGGCUGGGCCUCUCUUGUGCUGCAGACCUGUGCUGCCAUCUGCCUCCCUGAUGUUUCCAGUGGGCCUUUUAUUCCUUGCCACCAAACAUUCUUCCAGGGUUCCUCAUCUCAAUAAACAGCACCCCUGUCCACCCAGUGGCUCCUGCCAGGAACCUAGUUGGGAGCAAUUCUUGACACCUUCCUUGACCUCCUCAGAACCUGUCACCAAGUCCUGCCGCCAAAGCUGCCAAUUCUACCUCAGAAAUAUUUCAUCUGUCCACAGCACUGUAUCAUCACGGCCAACAGCCCUGUCCAGGUCCCCUUUACUCAGAUCACAUAUUUACGGGCAUCUUUACUCCAGCAGAAAGAGCGCAGCCUUGCUGGUUUUCCCUCCCCCUACACACAUUCUGGCCCCUUUCAUUCCUUCACCCUCCACUGAUGUCAGGAGUGAUCAUUGUAUUGCGUCACUGCACUCCAACCUGGGCAAGAGUGAGACCCUGUCUCAAAAAAAAAAAAAGAAUAAUCAUCUUAAAAUGUAAUCCUAUUCCGUUGUGUCACUGGCUCACACCUUGUAAUUGAUUUCCAUUGUACUUGGGAUAAAAUCAAAAAUCUGUGGGGUAAAAAGCCUUGCGUAUGUUUCCAGAAGCCGCUGGACUUGCUCUCCCUCAUCUCUCUUCUCUCUAGAAUGCCUCCCCUCCCCAGCCCCUGGCCUGAGCACCUGCAGCUCACCCUUUCAGUUUCACUUCGGAUGUCGCCUUCUCACACAGGCCCUUCAGUACCACUGCUCCCUCCUCAAACUGACUUAGAUCCUUUUAGUCUUUGUAUGUAUCAUUACUAUUAUUUUAUUCAAUAUCCCUCUCCCCCUCUAGACUGUGAGAUCUAUGAGGAUGGCGCUAAGUCUAUUUUGUUCACCACUGUGCUUGCACCUGCGGGCCUGUGACAUCUGCUACUCACUUGGUAAAUAUUAUUUCACAGGAGGAUGUUUAUUUCCUGGGAUAGAAUAACCAGGAAAGUGUUCGUGGGGCUGCUCUGGUUAUCCUGAUUCCAUCACCUAAAGGAAAAAGGCACAUCAAAAUUACCAUUUAAACCAUUUUAAGGCCUACAUUCAGCAUCAGGGUAGGCCUUGAUUAGUAUUUCAUCAUAUCAGUCUCACCUUAUUAAGGUGAUAUAGUCCCUGCUUACAGUGGUUCAACUUAGGAUUUUUGACUUUAUGAUGGGUUUAUCAGAGUAUUAAAUGCAUUUUGACUUACAGUUUUCGACUUAAACCCAUCCUAAGUGAAGGAGCAUCUGUACUAUCAUAACACCACUCUAAUUUAUUAAAAGCUUUCAGGAAAAAAUAUAGAUAUGUUUGAAACAUUGGGUUUUCCAUUGUUUCCUAAAGAUAGCUUUAUCAGGGUUUUUUAGCAGGCAUCAGAAUGGCAAAGAAGAUCUUAACAUUUCUUUGUGUCUUCCCAGUUGUAUUUGUAUUGCUUAUACUGGAAUAACAAAAUACCGUGGACUACGUGGCUUAAACAACAGAAGUUAGUUUUCUUACAGUUCUGGAGGCUAGGAAGCCUGGUGAGGCCAGUUAAUGGUGGUGGGUCUCUUCCUGGCUUGUAGCCUUCUUGCUGUGCAUGCACAUGGAGAGAAAGAGGGAGGGUGAGCUCUCAGGUGUCUCUUCUCAUGAGGACACUAACCCUGUCAGAUCAGGGUCCCAACCUCGUGACCUCAUUUAACUUUACCUCCGAAAGGCCCUUUUUCCAAAUGCAGUCACACUGGGGGUUAGGGCUUCCAUGUAGGAAUUUGAGAGGGACACAGUUCAGUCUAUAACAGCAGUGAAUUCUUAUUGAUGUAAGAACUUUUUCUAUUGGUAUUUUAAGGUACAAGAUUUCUUAUAAAAUAGAGAUAGUGUGAGCAAAAGCACUGAUGAGGUUAAUUGGUACAGUGGCCAAAACUU
Gorilla gorilla gorilla (western lowland gorilla) is the source of this 7599-nucleotide messenger RNA. RefSeq lists its product as uncharacterized. The record is from RefSeq and is a predicted model, not a curated record. The transcript has a single exon. Bases 5591 to 6202 code for a protein of 203 amino acids. Lineage: Eukaryota; Metazoa; Chordata; Mammalia; Primates; Hominidae.